UGUGGCGGAGAAAGACCAUGGCGUUGGUGUCGCUCGGGAUUGUCCUCGCUCCGCUUCUGUGUUUUGUGCGGGCUUUAGCAGCGACCACCUUGCCCUCGGACCGCUGCCGGGUGACUGGCACGUGGUCGACCUCGAUGGCCUUCAAGGACCACCUCGACUUCUCGUUCGCGUGUGCGCCCGAGAGCCUCAGGAUCUCCUUCUCGGGAGGAUCUCUCGACGGAGAGUUCUUUCACUUCCAAAGGUCAACGCCCAAAUACCAAAUAUCGACAUCGAAAUCUACGACCAGGCACCGACUGGCUAACGGAAGCUCCAAUUGGACCCUUACUCUCAGCAGCAUUAAAGGUGUCCAACUCAUAGACAAAACAGGGGGGAAAACCCUUCCGGUUUCCUUGCCUAAUGGUCAGGUCGGAGACUGUUACGAAGUGCAGUUCAAAGCCGAUACAAACAUCGACUUCCGUUUUGCUCAUCAAGAAGACAGUCGUCCAUGCAGUUUUACAGUAACGGAAACAACAAAAGCAACAACAACAACAGCAGCAGCAAUAACAACAACAACAACAACAGCAACAACAACAACAACAACAACAACAACAACAGCAGCAACAACAACAGCAACUACAACAGCAACAACAAUGAAAACCACCUUCGAAGCCCAACCAGCGCCAACCCGGACGACCCCCGUCAACAAAGACCUGCCUCCUUCAGCUCCUCCAGCAGCCUCGACAGACACAGCCAGCUCCCCGGCCCUGUUUCCCAGCCCUGACCCUGACCCUGACCUUGGCGGGGCGGAGGUCAGGAGCGGCGAGGGGCGCGCGGGGGGGGACGCCGCGUGGGCAAUGCUGAUGGCGGCCGUGGUGGCGCUUCUGUGAUUCCGUGCUCGGAUAU
Penaeus chinensis is the source of this 882-nucleotide messenger RNA. Its product is annotated as cell wall protein DAN4-like. Bases 18 to 866 code for a protein of 282 amino acids. The record is from RefSeq and is a predicted model, not a curated record. The transcript is spliced from 4 exons. NCBI's taxonomy places the organism in Eukaryota, Metazoa, Arthropoda, Malacostraca, Decapoda, Penaeidae.